ACCACAUCUUCCUGCGCACCCGUUUGCACGAUAUGAAAGUGCCUCAGUCACAAAAAGACACCCUCAUCGAGUUUGUUCUGAGGUCUUACAAAGAGGAAGAUUUCGUCGUGUCUCGGGACGGCUUUGCAGUCUUCCGUAAACACUCGGUUGAGCUUACCCUGCGCCGGUGCUGCUUUACCUGGCGCGUCAGGGUCACUCUGCAUGCACAAUAGGCAAAUGACACGCCAAAACUACGACGGAAGAAGGUCGUUGAGACCAUCUGCCGCCGGAUUAGUUUCGACCGCAUCCAUCCCUUACGUGACACGGUCACGGAACUUGUCCUCUCUACCGAGUAUGACAUUGCAACAACGCGCCUGCUGCCUCUCGAGGAGGAUCUCGAGAUGGACGAUGUAGGAAUGCAGCUUUGUGGCCAGUGGUUCUAUAUACGAGAAGACCCGUUCCGAGUACGGUUCUCAAGGUACCAUUCCCCAGUGGGAUGCCCGUGAGAGACCUCUCAAAGGUCAUAAAGGAACGAGAGCCUGCAGCAGGCGUCCACAGAGCGCGCCUCAUCCCCGACAAUCGCUUAUGCGUCUACAAGGAAGUGGACCGGCCUCUCUACGAACCGAGGGAUACCGACAUCAUGGAACAGGAGCUGAAGAAUCUGAGCCUGCUGCGCGGCGCGACAUAUGUCGUCCAGCUCAUUGCUGCGGUGGUGUCAACCAAUCCAUACCGAUCUUCCAGAGAGGACGGAGACGACGAUAGCCGUGUUCUACGUGGUCUUCUGAUUGAGUACCAUCCCAACGGCACGCUUGCAGAUGCUCUACGACGUUCAGAUCACCGUGUCCGUCAACCCUGGCGAAAAUGGGCGUUGCAGAUCGCUUGCGGCCUUCGAGAGCUUCACACUCUGGGACUCACGCAUAUGGACCUCAAGCCAUCAAACAUCGUCAUCAGUGCAGAAGGAGACGCUGUACUCUUAGACAUCAGCGGCCAAGCUAUCAUCACCCAGGAGUGGUUAUCGCCAGAGAUGCGUGAUCUCUUCAGCCCCUGUUCACAAGACCUCGGAGCGCGGGUACAGAACGAUGUGUGGGCGUUUGGAAAGAUACUGUCGCAGAUGGUCUCUGCUUCAAGUGAUGACGUGGAAAGGGAACGGUUAACCAACGUAACGUGCCUGACUGAGGUCUCUCCUCGAAUCACUCUCUGUGAUGCAAUAUCCAGGCUGAAUCUUUAGCACUAAUAGGGCUCUCAUCCCAGCUCGACUCUCAGUUUCCCGAAGCCACCAUUCUUCCCAACGGCCUCCAGAUCGUUUUGGCCCUUCCAGAGAACAGCCUGUGGUAAGUUUAGAUGGUAUAAGUAGGUCGGCCAGUAAUGGUAGAUCCCGGAUAGGUACGAUGGUACUGUACCCUGUAUGCACAACUGGACACCCUGAACCU
This is a messenger RNA of Canariomyces notabilis, 1409 nucleotides long. Its product is annotated as kinase-like protein. Bases 476 to 1207 code for a protein of 243 amino acids. The transcript has a single exon. The record is from RefSeq and is a predicted model, not a curated record. Lineage: Eukaryota; Fungi; Ascomycota; Sordariomycetes; Sordariales; Chaetomiaceae. Gene Ontology annotation, biological process: protein phosphorylation. Gene Ontology annotation, molecular function: ATP binding; protein serine/threonine kinase activity.